Dermacentor andersoni is the source of this 1952-nucleotide messenger RNA. The record is from RefSeq and is a predicted model, not a curated record. Lineage: Eukaryota; Metazoa; Arthropoda; Arachnida; Ixodida; Ixodidae.
CGAUGCUUUGUGCCUGUACAGAUGGAACGUCAAAAGGAGCCUCCCACGCCACCGCCACCACCACCUAGGCCAGCAGCUACAACAGAACGGAGUGUCCCAGCAUUUCAGCGCACUGUAGAGGUGGACAACCGUCUGCCAGCUGGACGUGAAGUAUUGCGUGACCCACGAGAAGUUUUGCGAGACCCCAGAGAGCCCCGGGAAACUAGGGAUCCUCGAGAGCCUAAGGACCCUCGCGAGGCUCGGGCCACUCUUUCAGCGCCCCCAGCACGCUCUGAUAGGAGUCUGAUGGCUGAAAGACAGACAAUCAACAGGCGGCCUGCUGUGCCAAUACGUGAGUGGGACCGGGACAAACUGCGUCAGGAGACACCACCUCCACCACCUGCUGAGCGGGCACCAGCCCCAUCUCGAAAUAGGGCCAGUUCUCCGCCAGACAAGCGAGAACGGCGAGACAAGAAAGUGGCAAAGCGCAAAUCGGAAGAGGACACACCUGCCAAAUUGCUGGAUGAUUUGUUCCGUAAAACAAAGGCGAGCCCUUGCAUCUACUGGCUGCCUCUUACUGAGGAACAGAUAGCACGAAAAGAAGAAGAGCGGAAGCAGCGGCGACAGGAGCGGGAGCGCCGACGGCAGCAGCAGCAACUACAAGAAGAGGAAGAGCGUCGUAAACGAGCCCUUGCUCGUGACAUGGCUGCAAAGACAAAGCAGGAGUCUAAGCGCAGUGGCAGCCAUAGCCCUGUGCGGCGGCGUUAAAAAAUCCUAUGCUGCCAGUGGGCUUCAGCAGCCAAUAGCUAGACAGGCGCCACCGGUUGCUCUGGGAGCCCCAUGCGGGAGACAGGCAGGAUCGACUUGCCUGCCCUCAGGAUCGACUUGCCUGCCCUAUCAGCCCGGCACCAGCACGGGCAAGGUAGUAGAGCUUUCUUGCGGCCCCCAAUAUUUCCCAAGCCCUUUUUCCCUAUUCCUUUUAGUAGUUCUGUCCCUCUGGUCGUAAAUAGUAGGCAUUUUCUUUGCUGUGAUUUCUGUAAUGGUGGUUGUUUUAAUUGUUUGUUUGUUUUUUCUUCUACCCUACUUAGUGUUUAUUUUAUUGCUGUUUUACCGCACGUUUGGGAGGUGACAAAUGUGGGCUCCUGAUGCGUUGUGGCUAGUUUAGUGUGCCUUGCUAGCCAAGAAGAAGGUAAGUAUGGCCCGCACCAGGAAGCUUGUAAACCAGAGGGACUAACUUCUUUGCUCCCCUUACCCCUUUCCACACCUUCCUACACCUUGAGUUUUGAGCUGCUCCGGGGAUUCAAACGUUAGAACCAAACAGCAGCAGCAGCAGCAGCUAGGCCAAGUGGGGCACACAUCACAACAUGGCAGUGUCUUCUUGCAGAUAAAUGGGGAGAGGGCCCUUGGUCGGACUGCUUGCGUGCGGGACCCUAGUUAGCUGCCGGCAAAACUUCCCAAGGGUCGAUGGGCCCAGGCAGGAACACGUCGCAGCAUGCACCACAAUGCCUCAAAUUGUCUCCUGAAAAAACAAACAAAAAAAUCCAGCCUCCUCUUUCAUCGUCAUCACCAUUUUGGAACGGAUCUCAGUUGCUGUUGUUGGAGGGUGCUACUUCUGAAAAACUUUGUGUGCUUCAAACCAAGACUGAAUCCAAGACUGGCAGCUGGUGCAACACUGAUGCCUGUGCUGAUAGACUGUGGUGUUGGACUGCAUCAGCUUCACUUGCACACCUUUGGCACAUGAGACUCCGUUGCAUAAGCAUUGUUAAUUUCCAUCUGUCUCUCUCAGUUUCUUUCUGCCAUUUGUCAGCUUGCAAGAAAUGUGGCUAUGUACUCGUAUCUGCAUUCAUUUCCUAGAGCGACUUCAUGGAUGCACUGCAAAAAUGAGUCUAUGAAACUGUAAAGUCCAAGUUCCCAUCGACUGUUUUGUGCUCAUUCAUAGUGAAGUGUAAGGCCAAUAAAAGUUUAAAGCUUCA